Molecule: messenger RNA, 2446 nt
Organism: Pararge aegeria (speckled wood butterfly)
Lineage: Eukaryota; Metazoa; Arthropoda; Insecta; Lepidoptera; Nymphalidae
Product: cysteine-rich hydrophobic domain-containing protein 2
Exons: 3
Coding region: 112-609 (165 amino acids)
Source: RefSeq, a predicted model, not a curated record
AACGUCACUUCGAAUUUCUUUUUGUAAUGAAUGUAAAAAUCUAAUAAACAGUGUUCUUUGUUAUGUUUAAUAAACAGAAUAAGUGUAUGUGUUGUUGUGUUAGUGUUUAAAAUGGCAGACUUCGACGCUAUAUAUCCAGACGAGACGGAGCCUGAGGAGAAUAUAGAGGAGAUGCAUGUGACGUUAGUGCCCGACCCAAUAGUGGUCCGAGGAGCUGGUAACAUGACAGUCUUUGGUCUGAGCAACCGCUUCAACGGUGAAUUCCCGUCGGGCUUGCAGUCGCGCGUGGCGCCCGAAGAGUACCAGGCGACGGUGGCGCGUAUCAACUGCGUACUCAAGAAGACGCUGCCCGUCAACGUCAAGUGGCUGUUCUGCGGCUGCGUGUGCUGUUGCUGUACCCUCGGAUGCUCUCUAUGGCCCGUCAUUUGCCUAAGCAAGCGGACCCAACACUCCCUUAACAAACUCCUGGAAUGGGAGAACAGUCGGCUAUACCACAAGCUGGGGCUCCGAUGGCGUCUCACCAAGCAGCACUGCGACUCUUCCUCAAUGAUGGAGUAUGUGCUGCUCAUAGAGUUCAUACCAAGAAUUCCCAUAUACAGGCCCGACUAAUGGCAGACCAUGUUAAAUGUAAAUAUGAAACUUAUUUUAAAUGAAAGCUUCCAAUUGCAUAGGCGGCGCGGCAAUCAUAUGUAUUAUAAGUAGAACAGUGUGAUAUAAACCUUAUUUUGUAAGAAAUAAGAUGCUUAUUCCUGUAGGUUUUAUUUGAUCGAGUAGUUUCGCGUUCGUAUUUUGUACGCAGCAGCAAAUAUUAUUUAACAUAACUUUUAAUAUGCAAGCAAUAAUAUGAAAUGUAUAUAUGUUGAAGAGUUGAAGGAUAGUAGGUACCGCGUAUAAUUAGCUAUCUCCUUAAGAGUACCCGAACUUAUAUUUGGUACCUUUUAAUUUCUAAUGGCAAGAAAUAAAUAGGAAGAAGCUCGCAGACGUGCGCUCGUGGAGUACAUGGAGAGGUUUUAUAGGGGAGGGGUCUUGACUGUUGAAUCCCUGAUACCACAUGGUGCGAUGUCGCGAUUGCGUGUCAUAUCUUGUUGUAGUGAUCAUCAGUUUUUGUAGUAGAUGUGGCCAAAAUUGGCGCUCAGGAAAUGGUCUCUUCAAGAGAAUGCCUUCUAGUUAAUGUGAGAAUCGUCUACUCUAAACUUCAACGCCUGAACUAAAGAACGGUUAUGAUUUAUUUUUAUAUAAGCGAUAAAAAAAACUAUUUAGUAAAAAAAAAAAUUGGCCACGCGACGUCCAGCGGAUGUGAUCUUUCUUGACAGUAGAUAAAACUUGUAAUUAAUACAAGAGAUUCGAGGCGAAAAUUAUUUAUAAAAAUAGGGUUUCGUUAAUAAAAAUGAAAAAAUUAUUUACUUAUUACUUUAAUCAUUUUAUUAAUGACAGAAUAUUAAUACAAAAGAAGAAUAAAUCAAGGUUUUACAUGAGAUCUUUUAUCGAAGCUGAUCUAUAGUUUAAUAAUCGACUCACUAUUAUUUUAAUAAAACGUCUUAUUUCUUUACAGAUGAGGUAUAUAUUGGACUUCUCUUAUUUUAAAGCUCGUAAACUUUACAUAAAAUGUAUUAUAAUGCAGCGCCGCCAGUGGGAUUCUUUAUUGUAAACGAGCUACGCCAGUCUUGUAUUGACUAGCGAAUAUGUAUCCCAAAUAAAAUCUGAAUCUUGGAAGUACAUAGUCGUGUACUAGUCCUUAGAUCCAGUUUUAUAUAUUGUAUGAAUUCAGCUAAAUCCAUAUAAUAAAUGAUCCGUCUAAAGGCAAAGUAAACCGAGGCGACCAAUCCGCAUCCGCGGUAACGUGCUUACCGACCAAUCGCGAUUGUUUCAGCAAGUCCUGUGAUUGGUCGCACGCAGGACGCAAACAGGAAUGUGUGGCGGUCUCCAUGUAUACAAACUAGAUGGAUGGAUGGAUCAAAUCCAAGUUUGACACAUGAGUGACAUAUACAGGGUUAAAUAAAAAAUACCAGAAAGCUCUCGGCUUGUAGUUGUUUACACUUAAACUAACAACUUUUGUUCUGCGACUUUUUUUUAUCCGACAGUUGGUGAAUUCCAUUUCAAUAUUUUACGUUACGUUACACUACUUGUUACUACUCUGUAAUGUAACAUCGGUAACAGCGCGCGAACCACAUAUAUAUAUUUGGUAUGUAUACUUCACAGAAAUAACAUUAUUUAAAUAAAUUAAACUGGAUUUUAAAAAGUCUUAAACAAAAGUAAAAUUGUUUGGAUUAAUUAUACGAACUUUCUGGUUUUUUUUCCCUGUAUAUAUAAAAAUUGCAAAGAUGAAUGGCCGAACCUUGGUCCCCGAGUAACAAACCAGCUCGGAGGAAAUCAUCCUAUUCUUACGGUCGAUCACAAGCCAUAGUUUCCCUAUAAACGUCACUGCUAAUGCGGGUUGGACUUUUUG